UCUCUCUCUUUCUUUCUCCCUCCUACCACCGCUUCCUCCUCUUGCUCUCUUACUUCCCUGCAGCGCCAAGCCAGCUCCCCAACCUGGUCUGCCGAACGCAAACCGCUGAGAGUUUGCCGAGCCGCCCCCUGGGGCCCCGGGCUGCCGAGUCCCGCUAAGGCAGAGACUCCAGCGAGCGAGAGAGCGCGGCAGAGAGCGCGGCGGAAGACAAACAAGGCGCGCGGGGAGCCCCAGGAGGCGGCGGGGCUGGCGGGCGGCGAUCGGCCGGAGGACGCGCGCUCCGAAAAGUUAGACUCCGGGCGGCGGCGCGCCGCGUGCCCUCGCGUGCCCUCCCGGAGGCGCCCGGGAAAGACCUCGCUCUUCUGGCCUCGAGCUUCCUAACGUGAGAGGGGACGGAGGUGUGCCGCGGGGCCGGGGCGGGAGCAGCGAGCGUGACGCGCGAACGACGCCGCUGGCGGAGCGAGCACGGCGGCUCUGAGCCCGAUGCCGGCGGCCAACAUGAUGGAGAACUUGCAGCUGCCCGCUCUGCAGGUUCCCGAGCCGCGGGGCGCGCCCGAGGGCAGCCCGGUGUGGUCCAGUUCGUCCACCCCCACGCUCCGCCGCCGGCGCCUCAAGAUGCGCCGGAUGAAGAACGUGCAAGAGCAGAGCCUGGAGGCCGGCCUGCCCCAGGACUUGCCCGGCGUCCUGGCCCCUAGCAAAGAGUUCCUGCAGCUGCCGUCCAUCGAGAUUACGCCCUCCAGCGACGAGGACACCCCGUGGUCCAACUGCUCCACGCCCAGCGCUUCCCCGCGCCGCAAGCGCUUCCUCCUCCGCAAGUGGCUGAGGGUGAGGGAGCGGAAGGAGUGCAGUGAAAGCAGCAGCCAGCAGAGUAGCCUGCAAAGCAGCCACGAUGAUGAUUCCAGCAGGUUCCUGAGUCCUCGGGUGCGGGAAGAAAGCACUGCCAGUAACUCCAACCGCAGCACACCGGCCUGCUCCCCCAUCCUCCGGAAGCGGUCUCGCUCACCAACCCCACAGAAUCAGGACGGAGACACCAUGGUGGAGAAGGGCUCGGAUCACUCCUCGGACAAGUCCCCGUCCACCCCGGAGCAGGGUGUGCAGCGCAGCUGCUCCUCACAGUCUGGACGGAGUGGUGGCAAAAAUUCCAAGAAAAGCCAGAGCUGGUACAAUGUGUUAAGCCCCACUUAUAAGCAGAGAAAUGAAGACUUCAGAAAGCUUUUUAAGCAACUUCCAGACACAGAGCGCCUCAUUGUUGAUUACUCAUGUGCACUCCAAAGAGACAUUCUUCUUCAGGGCCGACUCUACCUCUCGGAAAACUGGAUCUGCUUCUAUAGCAACAUCUUCCGCUGGGAAACUCUGCUGACAGUCCGUUUGAAAGACAUCUGCUCCAUGACUAAAGAAAAAACAGCUCGCCUCAUUCCCAACGCCAUCCAAGUUUGCACUGAUUCAGAAAAGCACUUUUUUACUUCAUUUGGGGCCCGGGAUAGGACAUACAUGAUGAUGUUCCGGCUUUGGCAGAAUGCUCUCCUUGAAAAGCCUCUGUGCCCCAAGGAGCUCUGGCACUUUGUCCACCAGUGUUAUGGGAACGAACUGGGCCUGACCAGUGAUGACGAGGACUAUGUGCCCCCGGAUGACGACUUCAACACAAUGGGCUACUGCGAGGAGAUCCCUGUAGAAGAGAAUGAAGUAAAUGACAGCUCAUCUAAAAGCAGCAUAGAGACCAAGCCAGAUGCCAGCCCACAGCUGCCCAAGAAAUCCAUCACCAAUAGCACUCUGACCUCUACAGGGAGCAGCGAAGCCCCUGUCUCGUGUCCCCUGCAGUUUGAUGGCCUGCCUCUGGAGGAAGAGGUGCUGGAGGGUGACAGAUCCCUGGAGAAGGAACUUGCCAUUGACAACAUCAUAGGGGAGAAGAUUGAGAUCAUUCCGCCCGUGAACUCCCCUUCGCUGGACUUUAAUGACAAUGAGGAUAUUCCCACUGAGCUCAGUGACUCUUCAGACACCCACGAUGAAGGGGAGGUGCAGGCCUUCUAUGAGGACCUGAGCGGCCGGCAGUACAUGAAUGAAGUCUUCAACUUCAGUGUGGACAAACUCUAUGACCUGCUCUUUACCACCUCACCCUUCCUGCGGGACUUCAUGGAGCAGCGGCGCUUCUCUGAUAUCAUCUUCCAUCCAUGGAAGAAGGAAGAGAAUGGGAACCAGAGCCGAGUGAUUCUGUACACUAUCACCCUUACCAAUCCUUUGGCUCCCAAAACUGCCACCGUCAGGGAGACACAGACCAUGUACAAGGCGAGCCAGGAGAGCGAAUGCUAUGUGAUAGAUGCGGAAGUUCUCACCCAUGACGUGCCCUACCAUGACUACUUCUACACUGUCAAUCGCUACACACUCACCCGCGUGGCCCGCAACAAGAGUCGACUCAGGGUCUCCACGGAGCUGCGCUAUCGAAAACAGCCCUGGGGGUUAGUGAAAACCUUCAUCGAGAAGAACUUCUGGAGUGGGCUGGAGGACUACUUCCGCCACUUAGAGAUUGAGCUCACCAAAAUGGAGAGCACCUACCUGGCUGAGAUGCACAGGCAAUCUCCCAAGGAGAAGUCCAGCAAGCCCCCAACGGUUCGGAGGAGGAAGCGUCCCCAUGCCCACCUUCGGGUGCCUCACCUGGAAGAGGUGAUGAGCCCAGUCACCACACCCACUGAUGAAGAUGUGGGCCACCGGAUCAAGCAUGUGGCAGGUUCCACACAGACGAGGCAUAUCCCCGAGGAUGCGCCCAGCGGCUUCCACCUGCAGAGCGUGUCCAAGCUGCUGCUGGUUAUCAGCUGUGUGAUCUGUUUCAGUCUGGUGCUGCUGGUCAUCCUUAACAUGAUGCUCUUCUACAAGCUCUGGAUGUUAGAAUACACCACCCAGACCCUCACUGCUUGGCAGGGUCUGAGGCUCCAAGAAAGGGGUCUGGGAGCACAGGACAGUCUGCUGAGCAUAACUCCAGCUGCUGGGGUGCCCCUUCUUCUGCCCCACAGGUUACCCCAGUCUCAGACAGAAUGGGCCCAGCUCUUAGAGUCCCAACAAAAGUACCACGAUACUGAGCUCCAAAAGUGGAGGGAGAUCAUCAAAUCCUCAGUGAUGCUCCUUGACCAGAUGAAAGACUCGCUCAACAAUCUUCAAAAUGGCAUCAGGUCCCGUGACUACACAUCGGAAAAUGACGAGAAGAGGAAUCGCUAUCACUGACAAGGCAGGAACAGAGGUGGCUGCAGGAGGCCUGUGCAAUACGUGUACAUAGACCCUAUAAAUAUCUAUAAAUAUAUAUAUACAGAAUAUAAAUAUAUAUAUAUUAUAUACAGAUUUUAAAAAGAGAUAAUGCCUACAUACCAGGGAGAAGGAGCGGGACCUCCCGCCCCUGUGCUGGCUGGAGCAGUGUUUCCCCUGGGUUAAGGGGCCGAGGAGGGCAGGGAGUACCUCUCAGCACCGACAUCCCCUGAUCCUCCUCCUCCCAUCCUCUAUUCCUCACCCUUUCCCUUGCUGGCCGUUCUUGGCUCCCAGAAGGGAAAUGUUGCUGAGCCAAAGCUAUGCCUGGGAAGACCCUCAGGUCUUGAAAGGAGUCUCAAGAGGGCAUUGCUUAAGGUGCUUCAUUCCCUAAUCCCCUUUCAGUUUGUUUCCAGAAUAAAAGAGAAUCUGUUCUUCCCUACCCCAUGCUUCCCGAGGCAUUCUCUGGGACACAGAAGCAUCAAUGGCUGAUCUCAACUCCCCCCUAGGAGGCCAGUGAUUUGGACUGUGCCGAGAGCCAGGAGGGGAAGGCUGGGAGAAGCUAGUGAGGCGGUUUCGGUGAGCUUGGGCUUUGGAGCUGCAGGCUCCUGAGCACUUGUGUUCUGGAAGGUUUCUCCUCGGUCACCCCUGCACCUUGCUUUGACAUGGGUAGGAUGUGGACCCAAUAAGGGCUAGGAAUUUCUAACUUGCCCACCCUCUUUCUCUCUGGUCUUUGCUCAGGCUGGAUCUGGGCGAAGUGUCACUUUUUAGUGCCUAAAGUCCUAUUGUUUUUCUGUGCCCUAAGAGCACAUUGUUUAUUAGCCAGGGUGGAGCAUUUUUGACCUUGUUAACCCCUUUUUGUGGUUAUGAACAAGUCAGAUCUGUGGCUCUAAUUCCUUCAGUUUAAGCUAUGAGUUUGAUUUCCAGGGUGAAUCAGGGUGUCUCAGGCCCUCCAGGGUUUAAGAGGAGGAGAGGUCUCUGGCCAGUGUGCAUAGCAGGCUCUGCCUCAGAACCAGCUUCAGUCAGUGGAAACAACUGUCUGAGACACUUUGUAUGUGGAAGAACAUCUGAGCCAGUGGAGAGGAGGAUUUGGUAUAGAUGUGUGUGUUUGGGCAGAAAAUGACCAGAUGGGAUCUUUGCCCCAAAGUGCCCAUUUCAUUGCUGACUCUCUCAAGUUGGGGCAUGGGGAGUCUGUUAUAGGGUUGUACACACCCUUCUCAGACAUCUGCUCCAGAGAGGUGUGAGGUUACUGAGGAAUAGAAAGAAGAUGCUGGGUAGAGGUGGGAGCCAGCCUGGGCUUUUCAAAGUUGGCCUGCUGGGACCCACGGUUUUAUCCCAUCUCACAGGGCCCUUCUGGGCAUGUUCACUGUCCUUCUCACAUUGCCCUUUCUCCAUAUGCUGACCAAAGGAGGCCUGCAAGCCCCAGGCAGAGGUCAGGAGAUCUGUGAUCAGUAAAGACAAAGAGAACUGUAUGAGCCUGCUCUGUCUCCUAGGUUCUGGAUGCAAGGGGUAGAAGAGAACCCCAGGUUGUCCCAGAACAGGAGCCCAAAGGAUGGAAGAUUUUAUCAGUGACCUACCCUGAUGAUGAGAAAGUUAUAUUCUUUCCUUAGGAUGUCCUUAACAUCCCAUUUUGGAAGUUAAAGAAAAGCUUUUGACUUUUCAGUCUAUCCAAGAAUAAGGCCUUGGCAUUUCUCUACAAGCAGAAUCAGAAAACAAAAGGAUGUCAUCUCUGAGACAGAACAAUGAGAAGUCUGUCAUUAAUUGGUUGGUCAGCCAGCACUGAUACCCAUUCCCUGAGAAGCAGAAGUGAGGCACUGGCCCAGGGUAAUGCUUUCGAAGGGCACAUUUGCCUCACACCAGUGGUCAUCUCUCAGUUCUUGUCCAGGGCUUUGAGGAAGACACUGGUGAAGGUUGAGGCCCAUGAGCCCUGAGCCAAGGAAGGAAGCGUGGUACAGACUGCUAGACUGCUAGACUGCUAGACAUUUCCCCUUUGGAGUAGCCCGAAGCCAAAAGUAUUCCCUGAAACUUUUGAGAGCAGAAAUUGUAAAUUCUCAGAUCUAUCCCAUACAUAAUUAUUUAUUCAAGUUUCUUAAUUAUGAAAGUUGUCAUGGACCCUUUUAGAAGACAUAGAAGAGGUUGGUUGCCAGGAGUAAAGUGACAGAAGUAGCCUUGGGCACUGAGAGGUGGCGGUGUCACUCCCCUCUCAGGACCACUGGGUGGAGCAAUAGGUAAGAGCGAGGGGUACUUGUCCAAGGCACCCUCCUGUUUCCUGCUAAUUUGCGCCCAUGAGACAAUGUGUUCAUGUGGAGAAUGUCCCCUAAGAAUCAUGGAUCUCUUGAGAGCUCUCUGUUCUAUUAAUUGUUUUGGCUUUUAAGCCAGAAGACCAACAACUCUAUUCAUUCCCAAGCAAAGUAUGAUUCCCCUUACUCAAUAACUUGUGAAGGAGAAAGAAACUCACCCUUAUGGACAAGUCUGGGAGUGAGACAGAAACAUGGCAUUGUGAUCCUUGGCUAGUAGCCUGGCAUGUAGCUGUCUGCAAAAAAGCGUCAAAGCCACUGCUUCUUGUGUUACUUCUCCAAGCCAGUACGUUUUAUUUUUGUUGACAUGGAAACACUGGGACCACAUGGAUGUUUAUCUGUGAGGAUUCAUGUAGUAACACACAUAAGACUUUGCACUUAAUUCUAAGGAAUUCACAGUUUCUAACCAGGGGAAGCAUAACGACAGGGUCUACCUUCCCCUCCAGCUUACCGUGGAGUAGCUGACCAGAUUGUCCUCGGAAAAGCCACUCAUGUCUGCAACUCUCCCCGUUCCCUGUCUGCCUCCCCAGGACAAGGGGCCAACAUCUCAGGCCAGCAAGAUCAGUGACUCAGAAAGAGCACUGAACCAAAAGUCAGGAGACUGGGUCUGAGUCAUUCCCCAUCACAGAGCCUCAGUACAUGCCUGUCACAGGAGGAGGCUAAGGGAGACCAUCUCUAGGGCAGGCUCUAGCUUUGGCUUUGACUUUGUAUUAGGCCAGAGCCUGCAAGACUGGGCUUUGUCAGAACUGGAAGGUCCUCUGCCAGGAUGGAAUAGUCUGCCAGGCUAGAGCUUCUCUGCUGUAUAGUAGGCAGUAGGCCACUGUGUGGAUUCCCAAGAAACCUAAGCUAGUUAGACUUUGUUCUUAGGGUUGAGGAGGGAUAGAAAGGCCCAGUGUUAGAGAGAAUGUUGCUCAGUAUUAACCUAGGAGUGUUUGUUCCUUCUUUGGCUUAGUUUUUGUUUGGGAAGGGAACUUCUGCUAAGCUAGAAGGAAGAGAAUGAUGGUAAGAAGAGCAGCAUCUUGGACUGAGCCUAUCUUCCAUCUGUAGGCACUGUGAAGCCUUUCAUCUAUCUAUUCUUGCUCCUCAUUGACAGAGGGCACAGUGGAGAGAAGCCCUUUCUGGUUUAGCACUUUUUUUUUGCUCAACCAAAACCCUGCUGGGGUUUAGAGAAAGUCCUUGGAUGGCCCAAGGGCACUGGCACUAAGAACCUGGGAUUACAAGGAGUAGGGACGAUCAAGAGCCCUUAAGAGGAACUCUUUGCUAGAAGUGGAUUCUCUCCAUGUCCCAUCCCUGUCCCCACACUUGGACUGUACCUAUGGUAUUUGCAGGCAGCAUCUCUAAGAUGAGAUCUUGGAGAAAUGACUAGAGGCAGAAUCUUUCUGGACUGUUUGUGGUCCCAGAAAGGUCCUUUCUGUGCCAUAUGAUACCACUUCUUUGGCUCUGCAGGGUAGCCAAAGCCAGCCCAUUCCUGCUAGGGCCCCCAGGAGAAGUAGCACUCUCCUCUCUUCCCCUCCAUGGCAGGGCUGUGGUCUCCCUCUUAGAACUCCUGGACCCCACCUCUCCACUGCAGUAAGAAUUGCAAAGGCCUCUCCCUGACCCCUUUCCUCCCCAUCCCUAGUCUGUAGACUGUGGGACAAUCAUCCCUUGACAUUCUAGAUCCUUCCUCACCCAAUCUCCAGCAGGCUGGCCCCACUCCCUCUCACCUCUGUGUCUUCUUCCAGAAGAUGCAUUUUGGGUCUACAAGGAGUAUAUUUCUGGAAGGCCAUCUUUCAACACCCCUGCUUUCCUGAUGUGGAGCAGGAAUUUGCACAUGGUGUAGAGAGCUCCCCUUCCCACCUCUCUGCCCAGCCUUGUUACCUCACUCCUGCUCCGGCCAUGGCUGUGAUGGGCCCAGCCAGCUCCCUGUUUUGAUGUUCUGUGCAACAGCUCAGGGGUCUUGAGACUCGAGGUCCUCAGCAGGCCUGGGAGUCCAGAUUGGAAGCUUUGGCUCCUGGUGAGAAGCACCUUGCCUGCCAAGAUUUGUUGAUGCCAGAUGAUCUCCCCAACAUAUGAAGGCUUGAAGGACUUUGUCAUCUCUGCCCCCUGGCCCUCCUUGCUUCUCUCAACACAAUAAGACAUUGCAGAAGCAAAAUGGCAGUGCAUGCCUCAGGCAGGACAGCUGGCUUUGUCUGGGCAGUUGGCCCUGGGCUUGGUUGCCAUGUGCAGAGACUGCACAGUAAAAGUAACCAUUUUUGCCAACAAAAGAAUGUGGCUCCCCACAUUUUCUUGCCCAGCACUCUAGGGCCAGACCACUCUCUGCAUGGACCAGACCAUCUUCCCAAACCCAUGGUGCUUCCCCCCACCCCUCAACUUAGGCUCCAAGGUGGGGAGGGAUGGAUCAGAGGCCAUAUCAGGCCCUACAUAAUCCUGACAUGGGUUGGAGUGGGUGAGGCAGAGGGAACAGCCCCCAACACCUGAACUGGGCCAUAUAUACAGGAAAGAACACAGGUCUAUUGCAGUUGAGUUGUCUGGCCGUCUGUAUUUGGAUCUGUAACUGUACUUUGCCUGGCGCUGUGCGCAAGGUCUGAAAACUUACUGCUAGUACCUAGAAACAUACAAGGCUACCCAGCCAAAUCUUAAUGUAAAGUAGCUAGAGCCAUGGAAGUACAGUAUGAAUUAAAAGAAAAAAGUAUUGAAUUACAAAUAA
Heterocephalus glaber (naked mole-rat) is the source of this 8211-nucleotide messenger RNA. The record is from RefSeq and is a predicted model, not a curated record. Lineage: Eukaryota; Metazoa; Chordata; Mammalia; Rodentia; Bathyergidae.